UCUCUCUUGCGUUCUCCGACUGUCGUGUCUUUCUCCCUUUCCAGACUCGUCUUAGCGAUUUAGGGUUUCUUUCUUUGUUUUUAUUUGCUUUCGUCUGCCUUUCUUUGGGUGGAUCCGAUCAUCGUAUCAGAGCCAAGACCACUGUAGCUUGUCCGGCGUGUUUACAGUAAAAGAUAAGUAUAGCAGUGCAUAUAGAAUGCCUCAACUAAAUCACUCUUAAGAAAGAAUGGGCAUAAGCAUAAAAUCAUAUGCUCCCUUUAUUUAUUGGUAUGGGAGGAGUUGGCAAUAAAUUAUGGCAUUUGCAAUCAACUAUCAAGAGGGGGUGUACAGAUUCCACGAUGCAUAUAGAUUUCGUGUGCACAUGACGCUUCGGACAAAAAUGGACACUCUGACUGUAAUUAGGAAUAAAUUAACGUUUACUCAAAGAGCCAUUUUUCGGACAACUUGUUUUGGACAUUUAUUAGAUUUGGCGGAGCCACGGUUCAGUGCUGUUUUUAUUCAAGCAAUGUUAUUACGUAUGAUCAACCGCGGGAACCCAGACAAAGAAAUGUGGUUCAGAAUAAAUGGUGUUGAAUUCCGAUUCAGCCCUGUUGAGUUUGCACUCGUGACUGGUUUGAUUUUCGGGGAGAACAUGGACGUGUCCAAUUACGUUGAUUGCACGGAUACACCUCGAUUGAGAGAGAAAUACUUCCCGAACAUUCACAGGUUGUUGUCUCAUGGGGAGAUCGAGCAAGCAUUUGACAAUGAAGUUUGGGGAGACAAUGAUGACGACGCAGUGAAGUUUGCGGUAUUGUAUUACGCACUUAUAGGAUUAUUAGGGGCGGACAACAGAACCAAAGUACCUGAUUAUUUUUUGCAUUUAGCGAACAAUUUAGAUGCAUUUAGCCGAUACCCAUGGGGAACACUGACAUGGAAUAAAACAGUUGAUUCGAUACGAAAAGGUAUACAUAACAAAUAUCAAUAUUGUGUUGAACAUUACCUGCCGUACACAAGUCCGCUCCCACUUCUCAGUUACAGUAUUUUGGGAUACCCGAUUGCUUUUCAAUAUUGGAUUUAUGAGACGAUUCAGAAUCUAUCGCCUUAUAUCCAUUUGGAAGCAAAUGAUCGAAUCCCCCGUAUCCUAAAAUGGAAAACAGUUGUACUACCUACAUGGGAUGACAUAUCGAUACUUUGGGACGCUCCUCCGGAGGAGAUUACAACUGCAUUACAUCCGACCGAGAUUGAGCGUUACUCUGAGUGGUAUAUUCGAGCUUUGGAGUUUAUGGGAGAACACGCACCAUCUACGCAUUCAGAUGAUGAUGAUGCCAUCCAGUCGAACCGUCUUGUUGUCUUUCAGACAGCCCGGGGAGGGUCUUCAUCGUCUUCCACUGCUUCCGUACGAAUUUCUUCAUCACGAAAUGCCAGACCUGUGGUUCCUAGGACGUUUCGUAUUGGAGAUACAUCCCCUCCACAGGUGUCAUCCUCCCGCAGAACAUACCCCCGCGAGUCACAUAGGGACACACCUAAUGUACAUGUUUCUCCACCACGGAGGUCUACUUCCCGUGCCUCCCAUUCUCGAGAGCACCAGAUAAACGAGCCUGCAAGACACUCGGUCCAUGGGACAUCAUACAAUGGUGUUUCAUACGAGCGUCUUCAACAAAUAUUAAUGGAACAUGGAAGAGGCAUCAGCUCUCAGAUGCAACAGCAAUUGGACCAGCACUGUACAAUGAUGCGUGUGGAGUGGGAGAGACAAUUGUCAGCGUUUCGUGAGGAGAUGCAAUCCUAUUGGCAACAACAAACAUCGACGUUUCGGAGGGAGAUACAGGACCAAUGGCAACAACAACAAUCGACGUUUCGGGGAGAGUUACAGGACCUAUGGCAACAACAAACAUCGAUGUUUCGAGGGGAGUUACAAGACCAAUGGCAACGACAAACAUCGAUGCUUCGGGGGGAGAUGCAGGAAAAAAUGACAUCAUUAAAUAAUCGAAUUGCAGGACUUGAAGAUUCUUAUGUUCAGACAUCAGAAUCAGUACAGUUAGACGAAUCAUCAGACGAUGAUGUUCAACAACAAGUGCAGGACCAACCAACAAUUGUUUAGAAGCCGACAACAACUAAAAAAUAAUCAGCUUUCGGACGUGUACUGUGAAAAGAGAAACAGUUGGUAAGUCCAUUCACAGAUCCAAAUAAGGGAAAAAAAAAAAACAAACAGCCAAUAACUACUCAUGGGUGAGUAUUUGAGAUUUUCAAAGUUAAAGGUGGAUACUUGGGAAAACAACAAUUCUUGUGUGGGAAAUAGUCCUUUGGCCUUUUUCAUGGCAUUGGGAUGUUUUAUUCGUGCAUUUAAAGAAUAUAUUCGACCUGUUAUUUGCAUUGACGUUGCUUUUUUUAAAGGUCAAUAUCUGAGACAUUUAUUCUCUGCGGUAGGCCUCGAUAGUAAUAAUCAAAUAUAUCCAAUUGCUUUCGGUGUCAGUAAAAAAGAAGAUUAUGACACGUGGUGUUGGUUUCUAACAAAGGUUAAAGAAUGCAUCAAUGGAAUACAAGAGUUGGUAAUAAUCUCGGAUCGACAUCAUGCUAUAUACUUAGCAAUGGUUGAAGUCUUUCCAAAUGUAUAUCAUGGGUGUUGUUGUCAUCACCUUCUUUGUAACAUUCGAUCAAAGUACAAAUACGACUCACAGCUUAUGUGUUUAUAUCGGAAAAUUAUAAAAUCAUAUAUAGAGACAGAUUUUGAGGCAAUGAUGAAAUCUGUUGAUGCAGUGCAUCCUCAAGCUAGGGCUCUCCUACGUGAGGUGGGGUUUCACCGAUGGAGUAAGGCACAUUUUGCAGGGCCCCAAUAUAACAUAAUGACAAUUAACAUUGCGAAAUCAUUUAAUGCCCUUGUCAAAUAUGCACAGGGUUUGCCCAUCUUCGUGCUCGUCGAGUUCAUUCGGAGCACAUUACAACGAUGGUUUUACGAAAGGAGAAACCAUACAAAUGAAUGCCCUAACUAUGUUACCCUAUGGACGGAGGAGAAGCUUAGCCCCAAUGUGUUGAAGGCUACGCGCUUGAAAGUUCGCUCAAUUACAAAUCUUCAAUAUCAGGUUUUAGGUAGUGGUAGAUACACAGAUAUUGCGGACUUAAAUGAAAUGUCUUGUAUGUGUAAGAAGUUUCAGUUUUAAUGUAUUCUAUGCAAGCAUGCGGUUGCUGUUACAAGAUAUAUGAGACUUACAAACAUUAAUACAUGGGUUCAUCCUUUCUUCACCACCGAGGUCUACCGUGUAAUAUAUGUAAAAUCUGUCAUUCCACUUGGGAAUCAAUUAGAAUAGUUGCAUGCCCCCGAAGAAAGAGUUAUCCUUCCUCCCGUUCUCGAUCGUUGUCGACCGGAUCGCCUUUCAAACAAAAAUAGAUGUCCUUCACAGGGGGAGAUCGUUACACCCAAGGUAUGUAGUCAGUUUAAGCAAUUAGGGCAUCUCCGAACGCAAUGCAAAAACCCAUCACUGGUUCCAUGAAUCGAGAAAUUGAAGAGUCACUAUACGAAGUUUCUUCAGAUGGAUGGUGGUCAGCACUUUACAGAAUGAUCCAAGGUCUUGUUGUCAUGAGCAGAUUAGGUCGAGACAGGCUCCAUGAAUCAGAAUUUGAUAUUCAAGAGAGAUCAAUUAACUGGGACAAUGUGGAAAUGUAGUAUGCUAUAAUUCUCAUCUUUCAUCGAAGACUUGAAGAUGGUUCUUUUUUGUACAGUAAAAGACUAUUUCAUAUCAUUGAUAUAUUAAUGCCAACUAUAAUGACUGGUCACUUGGGAUAUGAUAAAAUGCUGGACCAUCUACUUUUUGCUCAAUAAAAGAGUUGUAGCAUUUCAUUAUAAUUUUGUACGAGUGACUUCCAUUAGCUGUGGUUUAGUAGUUCUUCACUUUGACCUUGUUCUAACUUUGUUUUGGUUAUGAAAUAAUAUGACAAGAGUUUCUAAUGGCUA
Messenger RNA from Mangifera indica (mango), 3925 nucleotides. RefSeq lists its product as uncharacterized. The transcript has 9 exons. The coding region runs from base 293 to 2077 and encodes 594 amino acids. Lineage: Eukaryota; Viridiplantae; Streptophyta; Magnoliopsida; Sapindales; Anacardiaceae. The record is from RefSeq and is a predicted model, not a curated record.